UCCUGUCAUCCAGCAGCGGCAGCAGUUGCAGCAGCACGGUGGGCGGGGGACAGACAGACAGAAGGACAUACAGACAGAAGGACCAGGUGUGCUUCAUACAAAACCGAGGUGUCGGUUGACCGAUAUUUCACAUCUUUAUGACACGUGAACACCGCCCUCGUUCACAUCUGGAGCUCGCGCUUGAUAGUGAAACUACUCUUCCUCGUGGACUCGUGAUGUGUAGCGGAGAUAACUUAUGAAGUGACCGGCGGUAGCGUCUCACCGGUGGAGCCGUCGGUGCUGUGCUGGGCUGCAGGAGCCGGACUCAGUUUGAAGCUGGCAGGCGUAGGGAGAGGCGGUGAGCAUGGAUGAGCCGGGCAGCAGGAACAGCAGCCUGCAGAGGAAGAAGCCACCAUGGCUCAAACUGGACAUCCCCACCAUCCAGCUGACACUGGAUGACUCACCCACACACACAGAGCCAGUAAAGCGCCUGCGCAGUGUCAGCAUGCCGGGGGAAAAUCCUCAGGCCUGCAUCACUGCCUUGGAAACUUCCAACAACUACCUCAGACCUCCUCUGGAGAGGAAGCCCUCCAUCACACAGUCUAUCAAGAGGGGUACGGCUGACUGGUUCGGGGUGAGUAAAGACAGCGACAGCACCCAGCGAUGGAGGAGGAAGAGCCUGCAGCACUGCAGCCAUCUGUACGGGGGUCUGAAGGCUCAGGUGAUGAGGGAAAUGGAGCUCCACAGCCAGGACAACCUCUCCCUGGCCAGCACUGAGACCCCUCCUCCCCUCUACCUCCCACCACACCACCCCAGUCACCACUAUGGCAUGCAGAGGAUCGUAGACCCUCUGGCUCGGGGUCGUGCCUUCCGCAUGGUGGAAGAGGUAGACGGCCUCAGUGUCCCGCAAACUCCCAUCACACCCGGCACCGCCUCGCUCUGCUCCUUUUCAAGCUCCCGCUCAGCCCUCAACCGGUUGCCACGACGACGCAAACGGGAGUCUGUUGCUGUCAUGAGUCUCAAGGCUGCAGCAGCACUUAUGAAGGGCCGGACAUUAGGCGAGAACACCCCUGGACGACAUCGCAGACGGAGUUUCAUGCCUCCUAGUUUCUUUGAAGACGACACUGUGGACUUUCCUGAUGAUCUGGACACUUCCUUCUUCACCAGAGACGGCCUGCAGGAUGAGUUGUCCAGCUAUGCGGAUGAGGUUUUCGAGACACCAUCGGAGGCUGCCCUCAAACAGCUGGAUGAAAGCGAGCUCACAGGAAGCGCGCUUGAUAAGAAUGAACUGGAGAGGAGUCACCUCAUGCUGCCUUUGGAGCGAGGAUGGCGGAAAACAAAAGACGCCUCUGUGGUCCAACCUAAAGUGCGUCUGAAACAGGAGGUGGUGAGUGUCAAUCAGCAGCGGGGACAAAGGAUUGUGGUUCCUGUUAAGAAGCUGUUUGCCCGAGAGAAGAGGCCGUAUGGACUCGGCAUGGUCGGUCGUCUCACAAACCGGACGUACCGCAAGCGCAUCGACAGCUUUGUAAAGAGGCAGAUUGAGGACAUGGAUGAUCACAGGCCUUUUUUCAGCUACUGGAUCACAUUUGUCCAUUUGCUCAUCACCAUUCUGGCUGUGGCUAUCUACGGCAUUGCCCCUGUGGGCUUCUCGCAACACGAAACUGUUGAUUCUGUGCUGAGGAACAAAGGGGUUUAUGAAAAUGUUAAGUUUGUGCAACAACAAAACUUCUGGGUGGGACCGAGCUCAGAGGCACUGAUCCACCUGGGAGCUAAGUUUUCCCCGUGCAUGCGUCAAGACCAAGAGAUCCAGAAACUGAUCCAGGAGAAGAGAGCGAGGGAGAGAGAGUCAGGCUGCUGCGUGAGGAACGAUCGCUCCGGCUGCCUGCAGACUGUACAAGAGGAGUGUUCGAGUACCCUGGCAGUGUGGGUGAAGUGGCCUCAGCACCCUAGUGCUCCCCAUCUGAAUAGUGAACCACGCCAGCAUGGUUCAGUCUGCCAUCAGGACCCCAGAAUUUGCCUGGAGCCAGCCUCAGUUUCACCUCAUGAGUGGCCUGAUGACAUUACCAAGUGGCCAGUUUGUACAAGGUACAACUCUGGGAAUCACACCAACCUCCCCCACAUAGACUGCACCAUCACAGGCCGGCCCUGCUGCAUUGGAACCAAAGGACGAUGUGAAAUCACUUCCAGAGAAUACUGUGACUUCAUGCACGGCUACUUCCAUGAGGAGGCUACUCUGUGCUCACAGGUGGCUUGUAUGGAUGAUGUGUGUGGUUUGCUGCCUUUUCUCAACCCAGAGGUCCCAGACCAGUUCUCCAGACUCUGGCUGUCUCUCUUUCUUCAUGCUGGGAUCCUGCACUGCUUGGUGUCGGUGUUGUUCCAGAUGACGGUGCUGAGGGACCUAGAGAAGCUGGCUGGCUGGUUGAGAAUCUCCAUCAUCUACAUGCUAAGCGGCAUCACUGGAAACUUGGCCUCAGCCAUCUUCCUGCCUUACAGAGCCGAGGUGGGUCCUGCAGGCAGCCAGUUCGGUAUCCUGGCCUGUCUGUUUGUGGAGCUGUUUCAGAGCUGGCAGAUCCUCGAGCGACCGUGGUGGGCGUUUGCCAAGCUGCUGGCCAUCUCAGUCUUCUUCUUCUCCUUUGGUUUGCUUCCAUGGAUUGACAACUUUGCCCACAUCUGCGGCUUUAUAUCGGGAUUCUUCCUGUCCUUCGCCUUCCUGCCAUACAUCAGCUUCGGGCGUUCUGAUAUGUACCGUAAGCGGGUACAGAUCUGUGUCUUCUUGCUGGUCUUCCUGGGUCUGCUGUCCGCGCUGGCCGUUCUCUUCUACGUCUACCCCGUGAAGUGUGACUGGUGCGAGUACCUCACCUGCAUCCCGAUCACCGACAAGUUCUGCGAGAAGUACGACCUGAACGCGCACCUCCUCUGAAAUGUCAGCCGGACUGUCUCUGGACGUGCACUGAAGCUGGACUGGUCACAACAUUUCAAAAUGCUGGAUGGUGAUGUAGCUGAGAUAUGCAUAUUUAGAUACAGCGCAGCUUGUGACUGGGCAGGAUCAUUUCUCCUGGAAUAACGAGCAGCAUUUCAGGAUUUUAUAUUGAGAUAUGACUUUCAGAUGUGUUUGCUGAAGUGUUUGGAACGAUGAAACAGACCGUCGAGACAGACAGAUGAAUAAAGGCUACAGGUGAAAGCCUCCAGGCGUCUGCAUGAGAACAAAACUUGACUGAAAAGGAAUAACAAUUGAUCAAUGUGAGACUGAUCUAUAGCUGGGCUAAUCAGUGACCAGUCACACCAGAGGAGAGUUACAAAGGCAACUGUUCCCUGCCAAAUUCUCUACCUGUCUUCUUACGUGACUUAGCAGCACCCCUCAGUGGCCAAAAGGAGCAGUACACCCUGUCACAGUGUCACAGAGGACGAGCUGGGGACUUUUGUUUUGUACUUUUUUUUACUGAUGUCCAGACAGUUUACUGGAGUUUCUUAGAGUUAAAACUCGGACUCUAAAAUGCUUCAAAGUGCCUUAUUCUCACUCACAUUCACUCACACACACACACACACGUUGUCUUUUUGUGCCAUGUUUCAGUUUGUGUCAACAGUUUCUGUUAGACACUGAAACCUUUGUAGGGUUAGGGUUAGGGUUAACCCUAACUGUAUUUCACAAUCUGACAAAACCAUGUAAACUAUGUUUUUACACAGCCUUUAAUGCACUUCUUUCACAGAUGGGUUUUUUUUUUAUAUUCACCCUGUGUUACAUGUAGAGAACACAGUUGUAUGUUAAUCUGCUGCAUUGUGAAUAACUGUUACGGAGGUGAAUUUGUGUGUUCUCUUUUUCUUUUUUUUUUAGUCAAAGUGGUUGCGUUUUAGCUACCAGACAAUAAACACAACAAGACACAAAGAUUGGCUCAUUUUUUAUGUCUGUGUGUUUUUCCACAGAGGAAACGUCCAGAAAACUAACCUACACUGCUCCAGGCGGCGCUUGGAUUCACAGCCCCUGCAUCACUCUGCAGGUUACUGUCUUGUAAGUAUCGCACACUGACCGACUGCACCACUGGAGCCUGCAAACUCACUCUUCACCACAAUUAUAUUUUAAAAAAAAUAUUUUUAAACAGUAUUGGAUUAGAUCUAAUUUGAAAUGCGACAACAAAUUGUUGAAGGCUAUAUCCAUUCAAAGUUUAUUAAAUUGAAACUGAUCUGAGAGGCUGAAAGUAAAAACACAGUCGCCAGCUGUGGUCAAACUGGUCAGUUAUCUAGAGGUUGGCUUUAGUUUCUUGGUCUCCUGCUAAAUGUCUUCUUCAAGUCCUUAUUGAAAACAGUGAUUUAUGGUACUAGGGUGAACUGACUACACGUGGUGCUUAUAAGACAGGAUGUGCAGGGUGACACGGAGGGUGUGAGUCCGAGCCUCAUCUGGAGCAGCACAGUUUAACCAUCGAGGUUUGAGGAGGAAAAAUAAUUACUGGAAAUGCACACCUGAACUGAUCACAAGACACAACUAUUAAUCGCACAACUGUUCUUAACUACAGCUCCUUAAUCAAGUAUCUAAAUAAAAAUAUAAAUAAAUAAUGUCUUGGAAAGAGAAAAUAAAAAUGAACAUAGCAUCUUAAAUGUUAGAUUUAUUUCCUGUAAAUCGUCAGUCCAUAUGUAUUUAUGAGCAAACACAAUGGUACUGUAAUAUUGUUGGUGUACACGUUAAUACCAAUAAGAUUUCAGCUUUGAACAACUCAAUUACGAGUUACCUCAACAUGCUGCACUACCUAUUUAAUAUAUCACCUUCUUGAAUGUUUCGCAACAGACCUUUUUCAUGUCAGACAUUUUGCCUUGACAUAGUUGGAAAAGUUUCAGGAUCCUGGCAUUGUGCGUGUGGGCUCACUGCCAUGACUUACGUACUUACUUACAUUGUUAAUGUUAUUAGUUCCACUAGUGCUGUCUCUGCUAUGAUGACUCAGAACGUCUGCUUUAAAAUAAGUCAUACUGUUCAACCUGAGCAGCUACAAGGCUUUGCUUGAGAGUGCAAACAGAUCAAGGUAGAGCUGUAGUAGCCGUUGUUGUGGGGCACUCUGAAUAGUGGUACAACUGAACAUGUAAUUGUGUAUUACCAAAGCUCACCUUGAACACUUCACACAAUACAAUAAUGAGGUCUUUCAGGACUUUUUGAAGUGUACCCACAUGUCCUUGAAAAAGAAGUCCUUAUAAACCCUUGUGUAAACAGGGUUCUCCAAAGAGACUAUUAUUGUUUUUCUCCUUGUGAGCAAACAUAAGAUGCUUUCUUGCUCCCAUAGAAUCCCUGACAGUUCUGCUGCAUUACUGAAUACAUGAGUUUCUGCCUGUUACCUGAGGAAGAAAU
Messenger RNA from Toxotes jaculatrix (banded archerfish), 5308 nucleotides. RefSeq names its product rhomboid 5 homolog 1b (Drosophila) (gene rhbdf1b). Lineage: Eukaryota; Metazoa; Chordata; Actinopteri; Toxotidae. Gene Ontology annotation, molecular function: serine-type endopeptidase activity. Gene Ontology annotation, biological process: regulation of epidermal growth factor receptor signaling pathway; regulation of protein secretion. The transcript has 19 exons. Gene Ontology annotation, cellular component: endoplasmic reticulum membrane. The coding region runs from base 344 to 2899 and encodes 851 amino acids. The record is from RefSeq and is a predicted model, not a curated record.